Molecule: messenger RNA, 3469 nt
Organism: Electrophorus electricus (electric eel)
Lineage: Eukaryota; Metazoa; Chordata; Actinopteri; Gymnotiformes; Gymnotidae
Gene: zc3h15
Product: zinc finger CCCH-type containing 15
Biological process (GO): cytoplasmic translation
Cellular component (GO): cytosol
Molecular function (GO): metal ion binding; mRNA binding
Source: RefSeq, a predicted model, not a curated record
UAAUUUAAAAUUUAGAUUGUGGCAGUCUAGUUUCUAAGUAAAUAUAUGUAAAAGCAGACACUGACAACACAUUAAAACUGUAAUGUUUACAUUUACAUUUUCAGUCAUGUUACAGAGGAAGGUGAGUGUACUGUUAGAAGUCUUAGACAAGGACUCUUACUUACAGGGCACUUCCCUAGACAGAGAGCAAGUACUGUUACCCACUGCAAAACACCAACCAGUAAUGUGAGGAUUAAAAGGAAUGGUUCCUUUCAAUUUAAUGACUUUUAAAGUAAAAUUGUGUCUGGAAAUUAUGUUAUUGUUUUGUGUGAGUCUAACACCCAAGGCUAAAUUAGACCAUAAAACGAUGCUUACCGACAUUGGGAGAAAGAGUGGUACAAUGUUCUAGCAGACCUUCAAUAUAUUCUAAACAAUAAAUGUAAGAUUUCAGUACUGGAGCACUGAGUUUUUACAAACUCUCAGAGACGUGAAGUCCACACCAGUGCUGGUGCACAUUAGUCUCAGUCUCCAGUUUCCAGUCUCAGAGAUGUGAAGUCCACACCAGUGCUGGUGCACAUUAGUCUCCAGUCUCGGAGAUGUGAAGUCCACACCAGUGCUGGAGCACAUUAGUCUUAAUCUCUAGUCUCUGAGAUGCAAAGUCCACGCCAGUGCUGGAGCAGGUUAGUCUCCAGUCUCCAGUCUCAGAGACGUGAAGUCCACGCCAGUGCUGGAGCACAUUAGUCUCCAGUUUCCAGUCUCAGAGACGUGAAGUCCACACCAGUGCUGGAGCACAUUAGUCUCCAGUCUCAGAAACGUGAAGUCCUCGUCAGUGCUGGAGCAUGUUAGUCUCCAGUCUCCAGUCUCAGAGACGUGAAGUCCACGCAAGUCUCGGAGAUGUGAAGUCCACACCAGCGAUGGAGCACAUUAGUCUUAAUCUCUAGUCUCAGAGAUGCAAAGUCCACGCCAGUGCUGGAGCAGGUUAGUCUCCAGUCUCCAGUCUCAGAGAUGCAAAGUCCACGCCAGUGCUGGAGCACGUUAGUCUCCAGUCUCAGAGACGUGAAGUCCACGCCAGUGCUGGAGCAGGUUAGUCUCCAGUCUCAGAGACGCGAAGUCCACGCCAGUGCUGGAGCACAUUACUCUUAAUCUCCAGUCUCAGAGACGCGAAGUCCAAGCCAGUGUUGGAGCGCGUUAGUCCUGUCCCACAAUGCCGUGCGACUUUAAGGCUGCUGUUUCGGACCGCACAGCGUUACCGUGUUGCUGAGAGCGGAUUCGGACUGGGGUGUUUAGAUUAGCAGAUCUCCACCGAUAUGCCUCCGAAGAAACCGGCACAACCUACAGGUAGUAAGAAAACACAAGAGAAGAAGAAAGAAAAGAUCAUUGAAGAUAAGACUUUUGGACUUAAGAACAAAAAGGGAGCCAAGCAACAGAAGUUCAUCAAAACGGUCACACAGCAAGUGAAAUAUGGGCAGCAGAAUGCGCGGCAGGUAAAGAUUGCUGCAGCGGAAGCUGAAAAAUGCAAGAAAGCUGACAAGAAGAAGGAGUUGUCGGAGCUGAAUGAACUGUUCAAGCCUGUGGUGGCAGCGCAGAAAGUCAGUAAAGGUGUCGACCCAAAGUCGGUGCUGUGUGCGUUCUUUAAGCAAGGCCAAUGCACCAAAGGUGACAAAUGCAAGUUCUCCCAUGACAUGACGCUGGACAGGAAGGGCGAGAAGCGCAGCAUGUACGUGGACGGCCGAGAUGAGGAUCUGGAGAAAGAUACCAUGGAAAACUGGGAUGAGAAGAAACUUGAGGAAGUCGUGAACAAAAAGCACGGAGAGGCGGAGAAGAAGAAGGCCAAAACUCAGAUCGUCUGCAAAUAUUUUCUGGAUGCCAUUGAAAAUAACAAAUACGGCUGGUUCUGGGUUUGUCCUGGUGGAGGCGACAGCUGCAUGUACCGCCACGCGUUGCCCGUCGGCUUUGUUCUGAAGAAAGAUAAAAAGAAGGAGGAGAAUGAAGAGGAGCAGAUCUCCCUGGAGGAGCUGAUCGAGAAUGAGCGAUCUGCCCUGGGAGCAAAUGUCACCCGUAUCACCCUGGAAACCUUCCUGGCCUGGAAGAAACGUAAGAGGCAGGAGAAGCUGGCGAAGGCUGAACAGGACAUGGAGAGGAAGAAAGCAGAAUUUAAAGCCGGCAGGUCUCUCGGCGUGAGCGGGCGGGAGGUGUUUGAGUUCCGGCCUGAGCUAGUCAAUGACGACGACGAGGAGGCAGACGAUACCAAAUAUGAUGGAGAGGACGAGGAGGACGAAGACAUGUCUCAGGAGGUUUCUGAGGAGGAUGAGGCCUGUCAGGACAUCGACAUUGGCAGGUUCAUCCCUAAAGAGGUGGAAAACACAGGGAUAACGGUGGCGUCAGCAGACCGCUUCACUUCCAGAGUCCCGCCUGCUAGCCAGAUGGACGACCAGAAGCUGAGCGAGGCAUCGGGAGGGACGGAGAACGGAGAACACGAGGACCACACGCUCGGAGACGGGGAAGACAGCAGCACGGGCGAGGAACCAGAGGACGUGCCUGUAGAUGAGAACCUCUUCACGGGGGAGGACCUGGAUGAACUGGAGGAGGAGCUUAACACACUGGAUCUGGAGGAGUAGAGUCCGGGAGCCCCGCCCACCCUCCAUGAACUUCAUGAAGCUUGAAGAGUGAUGGUGUUUGUCAUGAAUGUCCACCACCCAGACUGCCAUAAAGAGGCCGUGACCGCCGCGCUGACCCAGCCCCCUCUCGCAGCUCUGCGGAAGGGGCAGGAAGCAACAGCCCUGAUGUUCAGCUCUUCCACAGAUCUGACACCCCCCCCCCCUUUUUUUUGGGGGGGGGAAUUUUUUCUUUCCCCUCUUCCUUUCUGUCCCAUGACCAGCACAGGCAGACAGUAGAAUUGCAUUUGGAUUCUCCUGGUUUAUCUUGAGCCUUUAAAGAUUAAUGGUGCAAAUAUGUUCAAAAUAAAAUAUUUAUUAGGCCACCGAUUCUAUACUUUUAUGCUCGUUGAAUCUGGUUUUAAAGUGCAUUGGUAACAUUAAAAUCAAUCCUGCUGUUAAUUUACUUGAGAUUUUGGCUCUGCUGAAAUGUAAGACAUUGAACUCUCCUGUGUCCUCUCCUGUCCUUUACUGAAACAUGUCUGAUCAACACAGUACUGUUACUGAACUGAAUCAACGACUGCCUGGGUUUUCGUUCUGUAUAAGGUAUUGAAUGUGUUGACAUUUCUUGCUUGACUUCACAUGUCGUCAUCGCAGUGAAGUGUCCGCAUCAGGUGUGCACAGAGCAAACGUGGGCGAGACUGAUCGUCUGGAGUCUGAUGUGAAGUUUGAGGAGACGUUCGAUUUGCUGUUCCGUGUUUUGUCUUUUCUGGAGGAAAUGUUUAAGGGACAAGACGGGCUCGUGAGAGGGUGUCUGUCUCGGCCUUCUGUUUUAACUUCCUUCUCAACUCAUGCCAAGACAUCAUGUAAAUAAAAGCAUAUCAGAGACUGAGAGA